Molecule: messenger RNA, 9251 nt
Organism: Spodoptera frugiperda (fall armyworm)
Lineage: Eukaryota; Metazoa; Arthropoda; Insecta; Lepidoptera; Noctuidae
Exons: 2
Coding region: 4911-6044 (377 amino acids)
Source: RefSeq, a predicted model, not a curated record
AUCGAAACAACCAAUCAAAGUCAAGUGUGACUGGAAUGUUGUGCUUUGACUCGGAGAGAAAUUUUAUCUACAUAAAUUCUUCAGUACAUUUCCGUCAGGGGGGGUCAACUAUGUAUGGGCAUUUGGUGAAUACCUAUUGGGGAUCCAAUAGGGUUGCAAGCAAAAUGUAACUUUUUUAAUCCAAUUUAUUGGUAGUUUCAAUGACUCCUUCUUUUGUUACCAUUUUUGAUUAGUUUUAUAUUAUUACAGCGAGAAAAUAAAUAAAAUAUCGGACUUUUGCAGUAACACGUCACAAAACGUGGAUCUUAAACAUUUUUUUACAUAAAUGUCUCUUUUGUGGUAUAUUAUUUUAGCACUAUGGCAGCACUGGAUAUUUUCUACCCUACAAACAUUCAAAAUGGCGGUUGUUGUUGUUUGUUUGCUGUUCGGUUUGUAUCGUUCGUAAAUCAAUCAACACAAUUUUGCUGUAGCAGUUUCCGAUUUGUUCCAUAAUAAUUACAUUAAUUGCGUUGAGUCGAGCCCUUGCUCCUCCGCUAUAGUGUAGAGUUGUGGUUAAAGUCGUUGUGCUGCCGUUUGCUAUUUGAGACAGUGACUUUUAGUACCGUUUAGUUUUCGUCAUUAUUAGUUUAAUUAUGGCUGAUAAUAUUCGACGAAGAUGUCUAAAAUGUGGCCGAUCACCGAAGGAAGAAUCCGACAUUUGCCUUUAUAGAUUUCCUAAACCUGGACCAACUAACAUGUUACGGUAAGGAGUACCCAUUUAUUUCCAUAUAAGUUUAUAUCUUAGUAGUGAAAUGAAGCUCCCACAUACUAGAAUGGUUGCUAAAACAUCCGAUUUCAUCCAGGAAAGUAACAGAAACAAUCCAUCAAACACAAAAAAUUUGAUAACUGCAGUUGUUGCCACCGUAUUAUAACAUUAUCUUUAGUUUAAUAAGUUUGCGACUUAGAAAUUGCUUCCUCUCAAUGAUCAAUUAUUAUUUUGUUACAGUUGUGUGUCAUGGGCCGUGUUUUGUUUUCCUGAUGCUGAUGCCAGUGAGUGGCACUCUGUGGAUGUCCAUAAAAAUCUUUUCCUAAAGUACAAUAUCAAAUACGAUACAGAUAUACAGUCCAAUGUUCAGACAGGACAAAGUAAUUAUUAACAUUUUACCAUCCAAUAAAUUUCAUAUUAAAGAUGUAUGAACUAUGGGUCAUUUUAAUACUUCAUUCUUUACAGGUUUGGCAAAAUGGAGUCACAUCAAACAAUUUUAUGAAUUGGAUAGUAAAAAUAUGAAUUUCGUAUUUGCACCGGUUCUUCGUAAACAACAUUUGAAUCCGUUUUUAGCCAAUCUGUUGCUGCACAAAAAUAGCCACAGGUAAAUCCAUACUAAUAUUAUAAAUGGGAAAGUGUGUUUGUGAGUUUGUUUGUUUGUCCUUUCUUCACGUCGAAACGGAGCGAGAUAUUGACAUGAUUUUUUGUGUGAAGUUAGCUGGGAGGCUGGAGAGAGACAUAGGCAACUUUUAACCGCGGGAAAACAUCUCAUUCCCUUGGGAAAAUUAAAAAUGUUUAUCGUGGGCAAAGCCGCGGGCGGAAGGCUAGUAAAAUAAUAGAUUGUUUUUACUUUUUUCUAUUCACAAUGCAAUUUUUAUUUAGGACUGAUUUUGCAAUACCUAGACAAAGUUUCUUCCAAUUCAAAUUGACAAUGAUCUGCAUUCCAUGUCUUAUUCUUUUCUGAUUAACUACUGAUAUAGUGUUUAUCUGAAGAUUUAUAACACACACCACACACAUCCACAGGCAUAGAUAAGCUACAAAUACUUUUUUAAGGUAAAAAAUAACCAAUAUUUUGUAAUAUUCUUUACCACUAUUAUGAAAAUGUCUACCAACUAGAUACAAAGGUUGUGCUAAGAAGAAUACUUACACCAUGUUUUUUUUUAAAUGGUAAUAAAUAACUUAGAAAAUGUACUAUUUUUCCCUACUAUGUGGUUUUCAGAAAUAUGACUGACAUGCUAGAAAGAACUACUUUCGAGCACUACCACAACCAAACUCAGUGAUGCUCUGGCAAUUUUUAAACAGUUUAAAAUAUUUUAAUACUUACUACAUAUUAUUUUACUUCCUUUUCUCAAUUGCGAUAGAGCCUAAAUCCCAAAGAAAAAAAUGACUCCUUUAGAGUUAUAAAGUUAGAUUACUACCCUACUUACCCUUACCUUAGAUAUUAAAAAACUACGACGUGUUAGGAAGUAGUGCUCUUCUCAGCAUGACCUUUGUAUCUCCUACAUCUAGUUGGUAGAAAUUUUCAUAAUAGUACAAAAAAAGCUUGAGUAUUUUUUACUCAAUAUACUGUAAAGAUACUAGAAAAAAAUCCAUGUUCAUGGCAGGGAGUACAACAGGAUAAAUCAGCCCUUAAUGAAUUAGUAUUGUAAAAUAUCAACUAAAACAUUGCCACAGACAGUGGAUAUAAAUUAAAAUCCAUACUUAAUAUUAUAAAUGCGAAAGUAAUUCUGUCUGUUACUCUUUCACGCCUAAACCACUGAACCGAUUUGGACGAAAUUUGGUACGUAGAUAGAGUUGACCAUGAGAAAGGUCGUUACUUUUUGUUGCGAAAAAAGGGGUAGAAAGGGUUGAAAUAGGGGGUGAAUAUUUGUAUGGAAAUUUGCUAUCAUACAGACCACGCGGGCGAAGCCGCGGGCGGAAGGCUAGUUAUUUAUAAUCACGGCAAUUAUCUAGCUCGUACGAGUUCUAAUAGUAAUAAUGGCAACUAGAUACAUGAAAACUUUUAAUAAAUGCCCAAACCAAGACAAAUAGACAUGUCAAUAAAAUAAGAGACAGUAUCGUCAAGUCAGGCAUCAAAGGCUGUGGAUUUGUGUUUCUUCGGAUAGAUUAAUUUUCAGUAACUAGCCUACACUGUAUGUGCCAAUGUAAUGUGUGCAUUUGUACAAUUAUGACCCUUUUUUGUUUUAUUUCAGGAGAAAUGCCCUCAGAAGCUAUAGCCACAGCUGACCUAGUGUCAAAUAUGGAUAAAUUUUGUUCGAUAGUUUGAACAGUGAAAGUGCAGAAUUAAAAAGAGGAAAGCCAUUUUCCACAAAUUUAUCAAAAAAAUCACCACAUCUGGAUUUUUUCAAUAAAAUGAAAAUUAAAAUUACGAACAUGCAAUUUGUGGGCAGUUCGCAAAUUCCUCCAUCGCAACAAGGUUGGAUCUGGACUAUUAAUGCAGUAGAGCGGUUAUGGAAAAAUCUUACAUGGAAACAUAAUAAUAUAAAAACAUUAUGCACUCGACGCCUGCAACAGGAUCCAAUCGAAAAUUUAUUUGGCUCUAUAAGAGCAAAUUGUGGAGCCAACACAAAUCCGACUGUUGGUCAAUUUGUAGCGGCCUUGAAAACCACAAUCAUGUCCAACCUUGCACAUUUGUCGAGUGGUGGAAACUGUGAACUAGACGAUAAUGAAAGUAUAUUAAAGAAUUUUAAGAAAUUAUUUACACCCACACUCGUGCACACUGCCGAUGAAGAUAAAAAAGAACUGGACGAAACGCUUUGCUCCGCAACACUUUCAUCCGAUUCGGUAAAUGAAAGUUUUAUCGAACUUUCGUCUACUGAUAGUGCAGAAUUGCAGGCGUGUGCGUACGUGUGUGGGUAUUUAUUAAAAAGGAAAAAAAACGAGUGUAAAACAUGCAACAAUUUUCUUUUAGAAAAGGAAAUAGAUUAUAAUUGUAUGGUAUUUAUGGAAUUUAAAGAGUACGACGAUUUAAAAAAAUCGCUAAUGUAUGCGUCAAAAUCACUUGUAAACUGUGUGGAAUCUUGUGCGACUGUUAUUAAUGAACUUUUGCGCACAAAAUUCCACACAGUAAAUAUCCGUCAAACUAUAAUAAAUAUAGUUAAGGUUAAAGUAGAUUUUAAGUUUAUAACUUGCCACCACAAAGAAAAUGUGAACUUUAUAUUAAAUUCUGUAUUUUUAUAUGUGUUAAGCGUUUUUGUACUCUUAAAAAUGGUCAGUACAAGGAAGAGUCGUCGACUACACUAUUAAAGAAUAAAAUGAAUAUAAUAAAACAUAGAUAAAAUCUAUAUGAAAUUGUUUACUUUUCACCUUAUCCUUAACUAACUUUUUCUAGAGUUCAAGCGUUUUUUCCAUGUAUUAUUCUUCUGUUUGAAUUGGUUAACGAUUAAAAUAUACAUUAUUUCAAACAGAAGAAUAAUACAUGGAAGAAACGCUUGAAACUAACGAAUAAGCGAGCACCUUGGUUUUGAAUUUUCCCGCAUAAAAGUUUUAAAUUUCCCGCUAAAUUAGUUUCGUUGGGGAUACCAAUAGAUGUCGCUAUGAAAAAUCGUCUACCAUUUUUUUGUAUGGAGUUGAUAUUCUUCUUAGUAUAUGUGUUCUGUGAUUUCCGUGCGGUGGCGGUGGCGUAUUGGUAUCAGAGUGACAGUGAUUUUUAUUUAUUAAGUGAGUAUAUUAAUUUGUUCUUUUGUAUAAUUUACUUCUCUUUAUUAAAAUUAGUGUUAUUUAAAAUACCUAUUAUUUGAUUUUUUUAUCAUAAUCCAAUCAAAUGUAAAAGUUACAUACAUACAUGCCAGUACCGCGAAUUUAGUUUCUAUUACUAUACUAUCCCAUACUGAGCUGCAAAUUGCAAAAAACUUACGAUAAUUUGAAUUUUGCGGGCCACCCUGGAGCAUCCACCUUAACCUCGUACCGCCCCUUGUACAUUAUAAUGUAGGUACAUAAUAUUAGAAAUCAUUAAAGCCCAAACAUAUUUAAAAAAAGUACACGUAAACGCCCAGCGUACAUUACGAUGAACAAAAUAAAUUUUGUGGAAAGUUUAAAUUUCCCGCCAGGAUACAUAUUAAUGGUGACUUUUAUUUGAUUUGUGUUUAAUGCUGUCAACGUUUUGACGUCUGUCAACUUGAUAGAAACCAUUGGUUAAACGUCAAAAUUGCACACACGUGGCAAGAUGGCGAGCCGGCAGAUACCACGUCUGGGGGAUGUUGAUAUUGAACAAUUAUUGGUCGAUUCAGAAAUUGAGGACUUUGUUCCUUCAGACGAAGAUGUAGGGGAUCCGGAAUACAUGCCAGUUUUCGGAUCGCCAGAAAAUAGAACGGAAACUGAAAAUGAAACGGAAUCGGAAGCGGAAGAAAGGCCAGUUAGACGUGCUCAAGGUCGAGGACAUGGUGCUGGGAGAGGACGUGGUGCUGGGAGAGGACGUGGUGCUGCUAGUGGACGUGGUGCUGCGAGAGGACGUGGUGCUGAGCGAGGUCGGAGAGGGGUAAGAAGGGGAAGGGUGAGGGGUCCUAAUUCAACGGUUGAGACAUCAUCAAAUGGGUCCUCGGUACCUUCAAGCAACUGGACCAUACAAGAGUUUCAUCCUCAAACUCCAGUUUUAUUAGAGCCGGCCUAUUUGCCACUAAAUAGUCAAGGUUAUCAGAAGCAAGAUUAUUGGAAGCAAUAUAUAACCGACGAUUUAAUUGAUUUAAUAGUCCAGAAAAGCAACCAAACCGCAGUUGAGAGACAUGGGCGGAGCUUAAACUUGACCGCAGUCGAAACACAUGUGUACCUGGGUAUAACAUUAGUAAUGUCUUCCAUCAAUUAUCCUAAUCUGCGAAUGGCUUGGGAGAAGAAAUGGAAGGUGCCUGUCAUAGCUGAUAAUAUGUCUCGAAACAGAUUUCUUCAGCUGAGAAACAGUUUGAAAGUUGUAUUUGACAAUGAUAUCACGCCGCAAAUGAGAUCUCAGGAUAUACUUUGGAAAGUUCGCCCUCUAAUCCAAUAUAUGCAAGUUGGUUGCCGCGCUCAACAAAAAGACCAAAGCCUCUCCUUAGACGAAAUGAUCAUCCCAUUUACCGGGUCAUGUUCCAUAAAACAGUACUGUCCGGGAAAACCUAAUCCUGUAGGCAUAAAAGCAUUUGUCUUAGCAAAUCCAGAUGGAACUGUGUGUGAUUUCCAAGUUUAUCAAGGGCAAACGACCUUUUCAGACUAUGCUGAUACACCUUUUGGAUUGGGUGAAAAAGCAGUAUUAACAUUGGCUGACCAACUAGUACCAGGACAUAUACUCUAUUUUGAUAGAUUUUUUUACCUCAGAAAAGUUAUUUGAUGAACUUGAAAAGAGGGGUAUCAAGGGGACGGGAACUAUUAUGAAAAAUAGAAUACCAUAUGAUGUGAGAGAAUCAAAAAUAUGUGAUAAUGAACUAAAGUCUCAGGGAAGGGGAAGCUUUCAAGUUUUGGUCAGAAAUGAUAAACGUCUUGCACUUACGAAAUGGUAUGAUAACAAACCAGUACUGUUAUUGUCUUCUGUGGAGGCUGAUGUUGAGGUUGAUGAAUGCAAAAGAUGGUGCAAAAAAGACAAACGUUAUGUAAUUGUGCCAAGACCAAGAGUUGUUAAGGAGUAUAAUAAAAAAAUGGGAGGUGUCGAUUUAGCCGAUCGCAUGUUGGCUGUUUGCCCUAACAGAUAUCGUACCAGAAAAUGGACACAACGAUUUUUCUCACACAUGAUUGAUUUAGCUGUUACAAACUCCUGGUUGCAGUACAAAAACGAUCAGGUAAAAUUAGGAGUUCCUUCAACAAAAAUACUGCAACUGCGUGCCUUUAAAAUGGAACUAGGAGAAAUGCUCAUUGAGUCACAUGUUUUUACAAAUUCUGAUCACGAAGAAGCAUCUGAAACAGAAGUAGUUUCAGCUAGAAGAAAGGGCCGACCUUCAACGGUUGUAGUGCCGAGCGUGAAAUUUCGUACCCAUGCAGCUAAACACCUCCCUAUGAUAAGUGAUGGUAAUUCUAGUAGAUGCCGUCACUGUCAUUACAAUAGGACUCUAUUCAAAUGUAUGCAUUGCAAAGUAAGUUUAUGCCUCACGAGAUACCGUAAUUGUUUUUUUGAUUUCCAUCAGAAUGAUUCAGAUAAUUAGUACAUUUAUCAUUUUCAUGUUUUUUGUAAACAAUACUUACGUUAGAUAUUGUUUAUGCGUAGUUUUUAUUUUUUGUUAUUAGAGAACAAUGUUUAUUUUUUGAUUUUUAUUAGGUAUAUUUGGAAGUUGAUUAUUUAAGAGGAGAUUUGAAAAAGAUAAUUAUAUGUUUUGUUAAUUUUUAAAUAUUUUAGAGGCUUUCAUUAUUUCGUUUCCGUUCGUUUGAAAAAAAGGUGAUUACUUUUGACAGACUUGUGUUAAGACUAUUUCUUUUUUAGAACAGCUAGUGCUUAAUGUUUUAGUACUUUUUAGGUUUUUUGAAGUUUCUUAUUUAUCUGGAUAAGAUAAAACAUUAUUUGUAAUUUUAUUUUAGAGGCAUAUUUCAAUAACUAUCACAGCAAUAGGAAGGUGGUUAAAUUUAAGAGACUUGUCUUAAAGACUGAAUUCAAUUAAGGAUCUCAAUGUGUGAUUAUUACAUAACCAAAAAUAAAGAAAUUGAUUUAUAAAUACUUUUUUCUUUAUAUCCUUUUCACAUGAGUAACACCCAAUAUACAGUUAAAUGAACAAAAUAAAUAACCUCAAUGUAGUAAGUAACGCCUAAUGUCCAUUUAAAUGAACAAAAUAAAUCGCCUUAAAAUUUAAUUCUUGAUCUUCUACGUAACGCCAGGUUAUACCCAAAAAUAUAAAAAAAAAUCCUAUGCACAUAUUUACGAAAAAAUAAGUGCAUUCUUGCUUGGGCACUUACAAUAACCUCAUAUUAUGUACAUUAAAAUGAACACUGGGCAUUUAGCUCUCACGAUAUUUUUUAUGCUUGGGCGUUACGAGGUUAAAACAUGUUUUAACUAAUGAAGGUUUAUACCUUCGGUAAGCGUUAUAUCUAUACUAAUAUUAUAAAGCUGAAGAGUUUGUUUGUUUGUUUGUUUGUUUGAACGCGCUAAUCUCCGGAACUACUGGUCCGAUUUGAAUUAUUCUUUUUGUGUUGAAUAGUGCAUUUAUCGAGGAAGGCUAUAGGCUAUAAAACAUCACGCUAUGACCAAUAGCAGCCAAGCAGAGCGGGUGAAACCGCGCGGAAGUAGCUAGUUAUGAAUAAGACAGUUAGUGUUCCAUCUUUCAAUAUGUAUUUUUAUCCGAAAACUAUUUUGCUAAAGCUAUUUUGUUGUCCUCACAGGAUGGCAAUAUUACCAAUGAGAAAAAUCAUAGCUGCGAGCCCGAUGAAUUCAAAAAUGUAAUGACAAUAAAGCUGGAUGAUUUAAGAGAUAAAGUGAUGAAGCCUGAUUUCGCCCCAAUACCAAACAUAUAUAACAAAUUCAAAUCACAAUUCUGCGCUACUGAAUCAGAUUUGGUGAGAAAUAUCACAUCGUUUGCAAACAUCAAAUCAAAAUUGUAUUAUGCAAGAAACAACGCAGCUGGUGUAAAAAAAAAAAAUGUAAAUCAAUUGAUGAAGUAGAAGUUCCAUUACAAUUCAGAGAUUUUUUAGAAAUUAUUUGAAAUUUUGAAACAAAACAUUCCUGGGUGGGAACCCGUAAAAUUUUUAACAGAUUUUGAACUAGCCGCAAUGAACGCUAUUACAAUUGUUUUUCCGUCAGUUGUGAUUAAAGGAUGCUACUUUCAUUAUUCCAAAAAUGUAUGGAAAAAAGCAAAACAGUUGGAUCUGACAAAAGAUGCUAUCACCCAAAGACAUGUAAGACUUUCAGCUUUACUGCCUUUACUUCCUCGUAAAUUCAUAUGGAUGGUGCUACAUAAUGGAAGACUGUCCUGAUACUGACGCCAUUCAAACAUUUAAUGACUACAUGGUGUCAAUUGUGACAUGGCCAUUGCCAUAGCCAUUGGGCUAGAGAACGAGAGUUUUGUAGACAUUUGGUGCGUUCAUGGUGAACGCCAUAGAACCACAAAUGCCGUAUCUUGGCAUAAGAAAUUAAACUCGGCUGUGCCAAAGAAUGCUAAUUUAUAUCAGCUUCUGAACGUGCUGAAAGAGGACGCAGAUUUACAAACAGUGGUUGUUACUCAAUAUAAAUCAAACGCACCCCCGCAAAACGAUGUGCACAGACAACUAUUAUGAAAAAUUCGUGGAUCACAUACGUAACUGACCAACUCCUCAAAAACAAAAUCUCCGUAGGUCACUGCUUAGAAAAAUUAAGGAUUUAGCUACUAAUUGUUGAAAUAUAAGAAAUUAUUUACACGUUAUUUAGCUGAUUAUACUAAUAGUUGAUUUUCUGUGAUAUUUUAUAAUUCUUAGAUUAUAAGUGAAUUAUUCAUAUAUGACAUUUUUGCAAAAAAAAAUUGCUGAUUCAUUGCUAUAUAGGUGAAGAAUGACUGAUUUGAUUAAACAAUAAGUUGAUUUUCUGUGAAAUUUUACAAUUGUUUAGGUAAGGUUAGAAUUCAUUGCAAAAAAAAUUGCUGAUUCA